This is a messenger RNA of Cynoglossus semilaevis (tongue sole), 2297 nucleotides long. RefSeq lists its product as uncharacterized. Gene Ontology annotation, molecular function: DNA-binding transcription factor activity, RNA polymerase II-specific; RNA polymerase II cis-regulatory region sequence-specific DNA binding; protein binding. NCBI's taxonomy places the organism in Eukaryota, Metazoa, Chordata, Actinopteri, Pleuronectiformes, Cynoglossidae. The record is from RefSeq and is a predicted model, not a curated record. The transcript has 3 exons. Bases 329 to 2068 code for a protein of 579 amino acids. Gene Ontology annotation, biological process: regulation of transcription by RNA polymerase II.
CUAUGGUAGUGGGUGGAAACAGUGAAUCUGUUUGCCACAGCUCUAGACUCUGCUGCUGUGGGCUGGGCUCGGCCCUCCCCCAUCCUCCCCCAUCCUCUCCCAUAACGGGCUAUGGAGACUGUGACGUGAGCGGCCAGGACUCCAAAUAAGCACCUGUCCCUUUACGUCACGCCUCCUCCCCAUAUGAAGAGCAUGUGAUGGUUUUCCAAACAGGUCAGUACCCGUGGUCAGUGGAGCGGGUCUAUAAACCCCCCCACCCUGGUCCUACUCUUCAUUCAACUGCAUUUGAGACCAGGACAGACCGAUCACUGGAGCUUCACUGUGAAGAAUGGAGACUUCCGGCUGUUCUCUGGUUAACAACAACCACACAGCUACACUGUGGACCAGUCUGAACCACCAGAGACAACAGAGCCACUUCUGUGACUGUGUCCUCAGACUGGGACACAGCCCUGCUCAGCUGUACCCUGUCCACAGGUGCGUCCUGGCAGCCUGUAGUCCGGUCCUGGCCUGGAUCCUGUCCUCCUCCAGUGUCCUGGUGGACCUGCAGGCUCUCUUCCUUCCUGCCUCGGUGCUGGUCCUUGUCAUAGACUACAUUUAUACUGGGACACUGUCGUACAGUCAAACCAGGGAACACUACUACAGUCUGCUCGCUGCCGCCCACUACCUGCAGAUGACUGAGCUGCAGGAGGCUCUCAGGACGUGGCAGGAAGCUAACGAUGUGAACGUUAACAGUCAAAGUGAGACCGACUUCAGUCCUGAGAGUGUGAAGAGAACAGAGAGGUUUUCUGACGGGGAGGGCGGCGGACCUUCAGGAACUGUGGACUCCUGGGUCGGAGGUCGAGAACACAAUGAACCUGGUGUUGUUCAUCAAACAUCCACCAGGGACACUGAGCUGCUGAUGGAUCUCCCCCAUCCAUCUGGUGCAGUAACACCACCAUGGAGGCAGAGGAGCACUGAUGAGGAGCUCAACAACAGGAGUCACUCUCUGACUCCACCUUCAUCACCUCCUCACUACAGAGGAGCAGUGACGGUCAUCCGCCACAGCGGUGGACCACAGCACGCAGAACCAGGACUAGAACAGAAUGUUCAGGACAGUUCCAGGGACGAACCUUGUUUCUCCAGCAGCACCAAAGGACACUGUGCUGGAGACGGGACGGACCUGGACCAACAGCUGAGUGGAUGUGAUGAUGACAUGGUCCACAACCCUGCAGCUCCAGAAUCAUCAGGUUUGGUCAAUGCCACUCACACAGCCGUGUACCAGAGGUUUGAUGUCAAGAGGGCGGACACAGAGACACGUCAACACCCUGACCACAGAGGAGUGGACCGGUCCUACUUUGGAUAUGUCCAUUAUCACUGCCUGUCUAAAGAGGACACACACUUCAAACCCAGCUGCAUGGUUGACUCCAGUCCGUCCAGUGAUGAAGAGCAGACUGGGACCUUCACCGGUUCUGGUUCCACUGCCCAUUGGCCAGCGUUGGCUGUGGUACCAAGCAGAGAGGUUCUGAUGCUGGACAUCGGGACAAGUCAAUCUGCUGAGUUGUUCACGUCUCACCAACACAGAAGAAAAGAUGUUGGAGAGACAGAAAUUCCUCUGGAAGAAAACUGUUCUGGAACCGAUGAGAGAAAAGAAAAGUUCAAAGACGGAGCUGUGACAUUUGCCAAGGUCAAACAAACAUCUGAGAGAGUUCCUGUGGCUGCAGGGUCCAACCAAGGACAGACGACAGUUGGUAUCACCUGUGGAGGGGGGAGCUCAGGAGGUGUUUCCCACCCUGACCCCCAGCGAGUCCUGGCUGAAGUACCAGACUCAGGUCCUGUUCCAGACGUUGGGUCUAAAAACCCUCCGUCAGCAGCUCUUCAUCUUUUCCAGUGUUCUCUGUGUGAGCGUUCCUUCAGCCAGAGAGGUUCUCUGAACCGACACCUUAGAAGACACCUGGGACUCCGCCCCUUUUCCUGCCCCUGCUGCCCCAUGACCUUUUCACGCCAGUACCGUGUGACUGAACACAUGCGCGUUCACCAACGCUGCGGCCAGGGGAACCACCUGCUCAAACCGCCCACCUCCUCUGUUUGAUAUUGAUGUAUGUGUUAAAUGGUCCAGUAUGUGUCAGUGACACCUACUGGUGAAAGUUCAGAAAGCUCACGCCUGUCUUUCCUAUAGUGGUGGUAAUCACUGGUCACUCUCUGGUCACCCUUGUGUUUGUGUAAUGUUCCUGACCUGCAGUACUGACAGGCGUGUACUCUGUCCAGUGUGUACAGAGAAAACACAGGUACAACUUAGUAUAAAAAGAUGUUUAUAAAAA